CAGUGCGAAGCAAGCUUAUAAAUCCUUCAGUUCAAUGCAAGCAUGCUUAAACCCUACUCCGCCACUGCAUCGCUGAAGGAGCAAAAUGGAUUCGGCGAACGGAGCAAUGGCUGUGAGAGACCAAAACUUAACGGAAUGGCGCAUGCACCGUGGUCCCUACCUGGGAGACAUUUCAGCUCUGUGUUUUCUCCACCUUCCAAAUCUCUCUCUCCCUUUUCUGCUCGCGGGUUUGGGUUCAGAAAUUGCGGUCUAUGAUUUGGAACUGAGUAAGAGAAUAAGGUCCUUCUCCGUAUUCGAAGGAGUUCGCGUCCACGGAAUCGCUUCUAGUUUCCCUCGCGGGACCAUGAUUGCUGUGUUUGGGGAAACCAGAGUGAAGCUGUUUAGCUUCGAAUUUGAUGCCGUUUCCGGGAGCGCAGAGCUGACGCUAGCUCAUUUGUUGCCGAAGUUUGGUCACUGGGUUUUGGAUGUUUGCUUCCUCGAGGGAUGCUUACCUCAUUCCAAUGUGGAGGGUCAUUUUCUUGCUGUGGGAUGUAGUGAUAAUUCAGUUCAUGUUUGGGAUUUUUCUAACUCCAUGGCGGUCCUUAAGGUUCAAUCUCCAGUACGGUGCCUUCUGUACUCAAUGCGAUUAUGGGGUCACAAUCUUGAAGUUCUCCGAAUAGCUUCUGGUACUAUAUUUAAUGAGAUUAUUGUUUGGAAAGUGACCCAUCAACACAAUAAAUCUUCAAGUCAUCAAGAAAACCAUGAUCAACAGAGCAUUUCAUCUUCUGUUUGCUGCCAGCUAAAGGAUAAACUGUUUGAGGCUACUCAUAUAUGUAAACUUAUUGGACAUGAAGGUUCAAUCUUCCGAAUAGCAUGGUCAUCUUGUGGAUCUAAACUGGUAUCUGUCUCUGAUGACCGGAGUGCACGUGUUUGGGCUGUUUCUAUUGAAGGGGAGCAUGCAUUGUGCCACAAUUCCACUGCCCUUGUCUUAUUUGGACAUAAUGCUCGGGUUUGGGACUGCUCUAUUUCUGAUAAUUUGUUUGUCACUGUUAGUGAGGAUUGUACAUGUCGUAUUUGGGGAGUGGACGGUAAACAACUGCAAGUCAUUAAGGAGCACAUUGGAAGAGGUAUAUGGAGAUGUUUGUAUGACCCAAAUUCAUCACUGCUUAUAACUGCUGGGUUUGACUCUGCUAUUAAAGUACAUCAACCUCAUGCAUCUCUGCCCAUGGGCUUGGAAGCAGUACAAGGAUCCCCUUGUAGUACAGAGUUGUUUUCGAUUUGCACACCUAAUGUGUCAGAGCAUAUUGGAUUUAUGGACAGCAAGAGUGAAUAUGUUCGAUGUUUGCGCUUUUCCUGUCAGGAUUCUCUUUAUGUUGCCACCAAUCAGGGUUAUCUCUACCAUGCUAAAUUAUGUGAUACUGGAGGUGCUCAGUGGAAUCAACUUGUCCAGGUCAGCAAUGGGGCACCAAUUAUCUGUAUGGAUUUAUUGUCCAAGAACUCUGUUGAACAUGACUGUGGUGCUGAGGAUUGGAUUGCUAUCGGAGAUGGUAAAGGAAAUAUGACAAUUAUUGAGGUUACCAAGGAUGAUUGCACUCCUACAGUGAGAUUGUGCUUUACUUGGCCAGCUGAAACGGAGAGACAGCUCUUGGGUACUUAUUGGUGCAAAUCUCUGGGAUGUAGGUAUGUCUUCACAGCUGAUCCUAGAGGAACAUUGAAACUUUGGAGAUUGCCUGACCCUUCACAAUCUGAUCUUCAGAGCUCCACGAGCAGUAACAAAUUAUCACUUAUAGCAGAGUUCAUAUCAAAUUAUGGAAUGCGGAUAAUGUGUUUGGAUGCAUGCAUGGAGGAAGAGGUUUUAGCAUGUGGUGAUGUGCGGGGUAAUAUGGUUUUGUUCCCUUUGCUAAAGAAUCUGGUCCUGAGCAUAUCUGGUGCAGAAGAAAGGAAGAUACCUCCAGUAAAUAAUUUCAAAGGAGUUCAUGGGAUUUCAAGUGUCUCCAGUGUUUCUGUGACUAAGCUUGGUUAUAAUCAGAUAGAGAUACGCUCAACCGGAGCAGAUGGUUGCAUAUGUUAUCUGGAAUAUGACAAAGAAAUGCAUAAUUUGCAAUUUACGGGAAUGAAACAAGUUAAAGAAUUGUCUUUGAUUGAGUAUGUUUCUGUGGAUAACAAGUCUGGUGAUAGAUUGUCAAGCAGCUAUGCAGCUGGUUUUGCAUCUGUGGAUUUCAUAGUAUGGAACUUAGUGAACGAAAAUAAGGUGGUGAACAUUCCAUGUGGUGGAUGGCGACGUCCUCAUUCCUAUUAUUUGGGUGAUAUACCAGAGAUGAAGAACUGCUUUGCCUUUGUCAAGGAUGAAUUGAUACAUAUACAUAGACACUGGAUUCAUAAUAGAGAUGGGAAGGUUUACCCUCAAAAUUUACACACGCAAUUCCAUGGUAGAGAAAUACAUUCCUUGUGCUUUAUCUCUGAAGAUGUCGUAAUUGGAGAUAAUUUCAAGUGCACCUUAUUUUCUAAAUCAAGUUGGAUUGCAACUGGAUGUGAGGAUGGAACUGUGAGGUUGACUUGGUACUCUCCAGGCACUGAAAAUUGGUCCAUGUCAAAACUGCUUGGAGAACAUGUUGGAGGGUCAGCAGUGAGAUCAAUUUGUUGUGUGUCGAAAGUACACACAAUUUCAUCAGAUAUGGGUGAUGUACCUGAUGGGAGGAUUGAACUGAAUGCUGCGGUUGAGAAAAAGGAUAAUCCAACAUUACUCAUAUCAGUGGGUGCAAAGCGUGUCUUAACCUCUUGGUUAUUAAAAAAUACUGGGCUGGACAUAAAAAAUGAUUUCAUAAUCAAUCAUCAACACAAAUCAGGAGAUGAUGACUGUUUUUUGUCAAGUUUGUCUUCGUCAAUGACGUUCCAGUGGCUGUCCACUGAUAUGCCAGCCAAAUAUUCAAUUACACACAAAAGUAAUGUGCAGAAGAUAGCUGGUGUUGCAGAAAAUGUUCCUCAUACAAAUAAUGAUGCUGGAAUGAUUUCUGAGAGUGGAAUGGCAAACUUGAUCAGAGAUAAACAUGAAGAUGACUGGAGAUAUCUUGCAGUCACAGCUUUUCUUGUUAGAUGUUUCGGUUCCAGGAUAUCUGUUUGUUUUGUUGUUGUUGCAUGUUCAGAUGCCACACUUAUGUUACGGGCUUUAGUUUUACCAUUUCGCUUGUGGUUUGAUGUCGCUUUACUAGUUCCUUUAUUGGCACCAGUUUUGUCAUUGCAGCAUAUCAUAUUUCCCCUGUGUAGGCCUUGUAAAGAAAACAUCCAAGCUGGAAAUGUUUAUAUUGUGAUUAGUGGGUCUACUGAUGGCAGUGUUGCUUUUUGGGACCUAACUGACAGUGUUGAAGCUUUUAUGCAACGGGUUUCAGUUUGUAAUGUUGAAAAGCUUUUUGAUUGUCAAAAGCGACCACGCACGGGGAGAGGAAGUCAGGGUGGUAGACAGUGGAGGUCAUUACGCAGAGACUUGUCAAAGAAAAGACAAGAAAGCAGUCUGGUCACUUUGAAAGCCAAAGAGAAGACCGAAAAGGGGGUGCCAAGUGAUUCUGAAGGCAGCAGGACGGGUUGUUCUCAAUCCACACAUAUGGCUCUCCUGGAGUUAGAAAGCAAGACUGAUAAUUCCUCGAUAGAAAUAUGUGAAAUACAACCUCUAUUCCUGCAAAAUAUUCACCAAUCUGGUGUCAAUUGUCUCCAUGUUUCAGAGAUAAAGAGUGGGCAAAAUACUGACUGUUGUGAAAUGUACAGCAUAGUUAGUGGGGGUGAUGAUCAAGCACUUAAUCAUCUAAUGGUUGAAUUAUCACCUAAAUCAAUAAAUUUAAAUGACGGGAUUUUGUGCCCUGAGAUCACUCAUAUUGCCUCUGUGCCUGAAUAUGGAAAGGACUUCAACGUUAAAAAUAUGAGCAAGAAAUUUAAGAUUAGAUUCUUAAAUAACGAAAAAUUACCCUCUGCCCACAGUGCUUCCGUCAAAGGUGUCUGGACAGACGGAUCCUGGGUGUUUUCCACUGGACUUGAUCAGCGGGUCAGAUGCUGGCGUCUUCAGCGAAGUAAACUAAUAGAGUAUUCAUAUCUAAUAGUUAGUGUUCCAGAGCCAGAAGCGUUAUCUGCUAGGGCUUGUGGCAGGAAUCGAUAUCAAAUUGCUGUUGCGGGAAGAGGAAUGCAAAUAAUUGAUUUUUCUGAAUCUUGAAACAAGAUUGAUGACUGAUGUGAAGAUGUUGGCAGAAUGGUUGCUCCAUGUACCUGAAAAGUGAAUUUAUUCGUACGAAGUGUAGCUAUUGAUUUUUGUUUGCUCACACUCGGGAUAUCUCCCAGCCAACAGUGCAGUCUGUGAGGUUAUAUUUUCUGCAUUUAGCCAAGGGACCAUUAUUGCUAGUAUUGGAUUUAUGCGCCUCAUUCGCACAAACACAGCCCUACUCCGUCUUGGAGCUUAGGUUCUGCAAAUGCCUCUGUAUCGAGUCCCAAGGGUCGAAGUUGUCACCUGGAUACAAGGGGGAAACUAGUCAAGGGUACACCUGACUGACCAACAAUGACUCGAGUUGCACGGAAAGUUUGCUCAUUGCACUAGACAUUGAACUUGUGUUUUCUUAAAGAGGAAAUUAAACAGGUGCCGCUGGUUCUCAAUUUAACUAUCAAUUUGUCGGUGUAAUGUACCUUAUAAAUGCAUUUUCAAUGUUAU
This is a messenger RNA of Vigna angularis (adzuki bean), 4666 nucleotides long. RefSeq lists its product as uncharacterized. The record is from RefSeq and is a predicted model, not a curated record. Gene Ontology annotation, cellular component: cytoplasm. Bases 86 to 4177 code for a protein of 1363 amino acids. NCBI's taxonomy places the organism in Eukaryota, Viridiplantae, Streptophyta, Magnoliopsida, Fabales, Fabaceae. Gene Ontology annotation, biological process: tRNA methylation. Gene Ontology annotation, molecular function: protein binding. The transcript is spliced from 21 exons.